This is a messenger RNA of Thunnus maccoyii (southern bluefin tuna), 1047 nucleotides long. Its product is annotated as chemokine-like receptor 1. Lineage: Eukaryota; Metazoa; Chordata; Actinopteri; Scombriformes; Scombridae. Bases 130 to 1047 code for a protein of 305 amino acids. Gene Ontology annotation, biological process: phospholipase C-activating G protein-coupled receptor signaling pathway; chemotaxis; complement receptor mediated signaling pathway. The record is from RefSeq and is a predicted model, not a curated record. The transcript has a single exon. Gene Ontology annotation, cellular component: plasma membrane. Gene Ontology annotation, molecular function: G protein-coupled receptor activity; complement receptor activity.
CUGGGAAAAUAUCUAUCCUGCUACAUUUAUAAAACACAUUGUAAAACAACAACAGUUGACCAAAGUGCUGUACAAUCAAAAUAGCAAAAGCCAUAAGCCAGAGCAGCUAUUUUGGUGACAGGGUUCAAGAUGAAGAAAACAAUGAACACAGUUUGGUUCCUCAUCCUUGCUCUGGCUGACUUCCUCUUCACACCAUUUCUUCCUUUUAGUGUGACAUACAUAGCUCUGGAUUUCCACUGGCCUUUUGGCAAUUUCUUGUGCAAACCGAACACAGUGAGGUUUCUGGACAUGUUUCCCUGUGUCUACAUUCUGGUAAUGAUCAGCUUGGACAGAUAUGUGUCUGUAGUGUGGUCUGUCUGGGCCCAGAACUACCGAAGUGUACCCGAGGUGUCCUAUGUGAGUCUGGAUGUUUGGGUACUGGGUCUGAUUCUUAGCCUUCCAUACUUCAUCAUUGGGGACACUGGGCCAUCAUAUGAUGAUGAAACAAUCAUCAAUUGCUACAAUAACUUUGGCUUUUCUGAUGACUGCAAAACACCGUCUGUGAAUCAGUUACCACUUCUUAAUUUUAAGGCCAUGACCAUCACUCGCUUCCUCCUGGGUUUUGUUGUUCCCUUCACUGUCAUUGUCUCCUGUUAUGCUGUGAUAAUCCAUCGUCUCAGGAGGAACCGUACCAGGGCCAGCCACUCAAGUCGCCCUUUUAAGAUCAUCGCUGCUGUUAUCACUGCUUUUUUCCUGUGCUGGGCUCCCUUUUACAUCAUGACUCUAAUUGAGUUAUGGCAUCACAUUGAUAAUAGGUCAAGUGAAGUAUUAAAACUUGUCAUCACUAUUGGGGUCCCUUUAGCCACCAGCCUGGCCUAUCUUAACAGUUGCCUGAAUCCACUGCUGUAUGUCUUCAUGGGCCGAGAUUUCAAGGAUAAAGUUCGCAAAUCCAUCCUGAAUGUAUUUGAGACUGCUUUCCGGGAGGAGUUUUCCCGUUUGCACACUGACACAAAGUCAGUGGACACCAGUCAGAGCCUUGACAUGUCAAUUCUAAAUACUCAAGUAUAA